Phodopus roborovskii (desert hamster) is the source of this 1826-nucleotide messenger RNA. RefSeq names its product solute carrier family 31 member 2 (gene Slc31a2). Gene Ontology annotation, cellular component: membrane. Gene Ontology annotation, molecular function: copper ion transmembrane transporter activity. Bases 150 to 581 code for a protein of 143 amino acids. The transcript has 4 exons. Gene Ontology annotation, biological process: copper ion transmembrane transport. The record is from RefSeq and is a predicted model, not a curated record. Lineage: Eukaryota; Metazoa; Chordata; Mammalia; Rodentia; Cricetidae.
CAACUCCCAGGCGCCCGCGCGCCGCCUCGCCUCUCCCAUGGCACGUGAUCCGCGCGACCUGGGCGCGGUAGAGCAGCAAUCCUACCGAGUCCCGUCCCGAACCGCGAGUGGACUGACGCGACCCGGGCGGCCGCCCAGUGCGCAGCACCAUGGCGAUGCAUUUCAUCUUCUCAGAUAAGGCUGUGCUUCUGUUUGAUUUCUGGAGAGUCCACAGUCCUACAGGCAUGGCCCUCUCAGUGCUAGUAGUCUUGCUCCUGGCUAUAUUAUAUGAGGGCAUCAAGGUUGGCAAAGUCAAGUUGUUCCACAAGACUCUGGAGAAUCUGCCUAAUACCAGCAGCCAGCAGCUCAUCCUGGGAUCAGACCAGGAUUCUACAGGCUCUGGAUCAACUUCAGCCAAUGGUACCCGCCUCAGGUGGUUUUUGUGGUACUUGGGCCAGUCCCUAGUCCAUGUCAUUCAGGUGGUCAUUGGCUACUUCGUGAUGCUGGCUGUAAUGUCCUACAACACCUGGAUUUUCCUGGGCGUGGUCUUGGGCUCAGCUGUGGGCUACUACCUAGCCUACCCACUUCUCAACAUGACUUAGUGGGCCACAGCUGGAAAGAGCUGGGGCCUAUGCUCUGGGCAUUGCACUUCCAGCUGCUGUUUCUUACAAUGGUCGUUGCUCACCUCUUUCCCAGUUCCUGGCAACUUUGAUGAGCUGAAGCCAGGAAAUUGUCCUUGGAGCUUAGAGGACAUUGGAGCUACCUCCCUUCCCAGCCUGGCCUACAUAGGGCCCAGGCCUCCUGUGGUGCCUUAAGCAAAUGGCUGUGACUAAAGGGAACAUGGAGAGACUGAAACCUGGAGUCAGGGUAGCUAGGCCUGUGACCAUACACCUCAGACUGCAAAUUAAAAAUUUCCAAAGAGCUUCAGUGAGGAAGGCCAUGGAACCUGGAUACCCUCUUCUGCUUUGUGCCUUAAUACCAGGAGCAUCUCCAGUCUUGGGGGAUGGACCAUGCCAGCUCCUUCUCACCUUUUGCCUUAGAACACAUAAAGACUGUCAUUGACAAACAGGUUUUUCACCUUGAACUCCUGGUUGGCAAUUUUGCACAUUUAUACAAAACAAAGUUUCUAAUGAGCUCACUGUGUCUGUUGAGACCCAUCUCCCUUAUUUAGGGAAGACUGAUGCUGCUGACUAAAGGCAGAGAGCCAAGCCUGUUAGCAAGGCUACAGACAUGUCCGCUGUGCAGAUAAGCCCUUUUCAUUUGAUAGCACGGCAUGAAGCAGCUUAGUCUCAUGACCGGGGCCUUACCCUAACCUCUUGUGUGCAUCACAGAGAGCAGCAUUUCUAACAGAGCUGCCUGCCCCUUGUUUCUUACUUGCUGCUAACUCCUAAUGACCUGGUAGGGAGCCGUGAGUCAGUCACUGAAGUACUGAUUCAGCGAGGUGUGUGUGUGGGGUAUGUCAGAAGGGAAGUGACUGAGGGUGCAAUAUGCAAUCAGACCAAAGCCAGGUCAUGUUAAGAGUUAACUGGACUCCUGGUAUUUGAGCCCUUUUGAUUUUACAGAUAAAAGUUAAGAGACUGGAAUGGGGACACAUACCUGUAAUCCCCAGUACUCAGGAGAGUGAACCUGGAGAUUAUGGGUUCGAGGGCAGCCUGGACUACAUACAGAGUUCCAGGCUAGCCUGGGAUGCACAGUGAAACACACACACACACACACACACACACAGAGCAGUGAUUGCUACACACUAGUGUCUAUGUUCAAGUACUGCCUGGACUCAAUGAAAAGAUGGUUUUAAGCUUUGGGAAUUAAAAACAUACACUUUAAUAAAUUUCUAUUUUUGAACAGUC